AUGAGCGGGGACGCUUAUUCAGAACGUACGUUCAUCAUGGUCAAGCCGGAUGGCGUUCAACGCGGCCUGGUCGGUAAGAUAAUUAAGCGCUUUGAAGAAAAAGGAUUCAAAUUGGUUGCAAUGAAGUUCAUGUGGGCAUCUGAAGAAUUGUUAUCAAAACACUAUGCUGAUUUAUCAAGCAGGCCAUUUUUUCCAGGUCUUGUCAAAUACAUGGCUUCUGCACCAGUAGUGCCAAUGGUAUGGGAAGGAUUAGAUGUUGUAAAAACUGGACGUUUCAUUCUUGGCGCAACUGACCCAAAAAAUUCAAAUCCUGGUACAAUUAGAGGUGAUCUAUGUGUCCAAGUUGGCCGCAACAUAAUUCAUGGUUCGGACGCUGUAGAAUCAGCCAACAAAGAAAUUGCACUGUGGUUUUCGGAAAAAGAAGUGGUAUCAUGGUCAAGGUCUAGUGAUUCUUGGUUAUAUGGAGAAAACUAA
Macrosiphum euphorbiae (potato aphid) is the source of this 474-nucleotide messenger RNA. Lineage: Eukaryota; Metazoa; Arthropoda; Insecta; Hemiptera; Aphididae. The record is from the annotation of a GenBank genome assembly.